Myzus persicae (green peach aphid) is the source of this 1088-nucleotide messenger RNA. RefSeq names its product syntaxin-7-like. The coding region runs from base 214 to 1023 and encodes 269 amino acids. NCBI's taxonomy places the organism in Eukaryota, Metazoa, Arthropoda, Insecta, Hemiptera, Aphididae. Gene Ontology annotation, biological process: vesicle-mediated transport; intracellular protein transport; vesicle fusion. The transcript has 7 exons. The record is from RefSeq and is a predicted model, not a curated record. Gene Ontology annotation, cellular component: SNARE complex; synaptic vesicle; membrane. Gene Ontology annotation, molecular function: SNAP receptor activity; SNARE binding.
CACUGUGUUGUGAAAUUAAAUAUACUUUUUUAAUCUUUUUGGUGAGAUAACAUAACAAUAAAAGUUUUAUACUAAACACUGAACAUUUUGUUUAUAAUAAUUCGUUGACUGUGUCGUAUUCCUCGUAUUCUAUUUGAAAGAAGCUAUAAACUUAGUAGUAAUUAAACUUCAAGUGUCAUUGCAAGAUUUAUUAGGUAAUACGUAUUAAUAAAAAUGGACAGCUUUUAUGGAAAUUCAUAUCAAAGCAAUGGAGGCGAAAAAGAUUUUCAGAAAUUGGCUCAAUUGAUUGGCACUAAUAUCCAGAAAAUAUCACAAAAUGUUUCGUCUAUGAAUAGAAUGGUAAACCAAUUAAAUACAGUCCAGGAUGCUACAGAAGUUAGAAAACAAUUGCAUCAAAUAUCACAUUACACUCAACAGCUAUCUAAAGAUACUAGUCAUAAUUUAAAGGAACUGAGUGAAAUUCGAUCAUAUUCUUCUCAAACAGAUCAAAGACAAUUGAAAAUUCAAAAAGAACGUUUAGCCGAAUCGUUUACAUCUGCUUUAAACGCAUUUCAAGCCAUUCAACGCAAAGCAUACGAUAAAGAAAAUGCAGAGCUAAUGAAACGUACAAAAGCAUCUUCUUCUACUGGAAGAUUACCUCCUCCACCUGGUUCUAAAUAUCAAAAUGGUUAUUCAAACCCAAAUGAAAACCAAAAUGAUCAAGCUCAGUUACAAAUUUUGGAUGAGGUAAAUUUACAAGUGGUUGAACAAGAACAAGCUAUAAGACAACUUGAGAAUGACAUAAGUGACGUAAAUCAAAUUUUUAAAGAACUUGGUACUUUAGUUCAUAACCAAGGUGAAAUAAUUGAUAGUAUUGAAGCUAAUGUACAGAUUACUAAUGUAUCAGUUCAAGAAGCAACUGGUCAACUGAGACGAGCAACUGAUUACACUAACAAGCUCAGAAAAAAAAGGUUCUAUUUAUUAGUUAUUUGUGCUGUGAUAUUAAUCAUAAUUACAUUGACUAUUGUUUGGGGUUCUAAAUAAAUGUGUUUGUGUUAGUUAUACUUAAAAUAUUGUAUUUCAGUUAUUCCAUUUUGUUAAUCUAUAUA